UGUUAACACAGCGUGACCGAUCUGUCACUUGAGACAACUGUGUCAGUCGGGAUGUGCUGUCUGAUUAUCACACAGGCGCAUUCACAUUUUCUAAAAGAAAAUAUUGACAUCUGUGAACGACGUCGAUAUGGCGAGACGAGUGCAGCAUAUAGAUGACACGAUACACAACUGUGGAAGCCUAUUGUUUCUUCAUUUUGUCAGACAAAGGCUAAAUGAAGAUGCUCCUGUGCUUAUAGACAGUUUAUUGACACUAAGGCAAAUAGAGCUUACUGUUGAUCCUGAUGUGAUUGAUCUGAGCAACGCCCUAAACGAAGUGGCUAAAGAGUAUCAAGCAUCAGAUCAAAGACUGUUGACAAAAGCUGAAGCUAAUAAGCCAAAUUUGGAGUUGAGCGAAAAUGAUUUCAUAGAAAUUGUACGGAUGAUGAUGGGAUCUUUUGAUAGCCAGUACAAAAUAGAGACAAUAGUCGUCAUCUUCUUCUACUUCUACGACUUCAUGUUGAGAAUGUCUUGUAAAGGGACGCCCAGAAUGGACGAGAUCCUACAGUGGUGCCAGCAAGCUUUUACCUAUCACCUGGAUCCUAAGGUGGACGCUGUUGGAGGAUGGAAAACAAUCCUAGAGACCUCAAAGCCUGGUCUGUUUUCAUCAUUUUCACAGUGGUUUACAUUUAGAACAAAAAGAAAAUAUUGAGGCAACAAUGCUGUAAAUUGUACUGCUUUUGGACUUUCUUAAAAAAAUAAACUUUUAAAAACUUAGCAAGUAUUAAUUACGUUUAUAGGCAUAUAUUUAUUAAUUAAAUUUUAUACAAAGUUACGUUUUUUCUGUGAGCAUAUUUACAUUUAGGAAAUAUAAUAUCAAAAUUUGUUUUUAAACAAUUAUGUUGUGUAAAAUUCCUUUUUUUCUCUAAUAUUCAUAACAUUAUAAUACACAAUUACACUUUGUAUCUAUUAAAAUAAUAAUUCUAUAAGCUUAUUUUAGAUGUUUAAUAAACAUAUACAAUAUAUUUG
Messenger RNA from Physella acuta, 1005 nucleotides. RefSeq lists its product as uncharacterized. Gene Ontology annotation, biological process: regulation of apoptotic process. Lineage: Eukaryota; Metazoa; Mollusca; Gastropoda; Physidae. The record is from RefSeq and is a predicted model, not a curated record.